GCGCAUAUUACAGGUGUUCCGUAUUCAAGCGUAUACCGUUCGUUGCUUGUUUGAUUAAUAUUACCCAUCGUUCUAAGUUCCGAAGAACCGAUCCAAUCGAGUCGUAACGUGUUGACCACAUAAACCAAUGGACAAUUCGAGACCUUUGUGACCUGUGAAUCAAUUUUAAUUAAUUAUUUUCAAAUGUGUGGUUCGUACAAUAGAAAUUAGAUUUUCAAGUUAUCAGUGAUUGUUAUCGCUUAUCUCUUCUUAGUAAUUAUCAAAAAUGUGUCUUAAAUGCAGAGGUAUUGUAAUUUGUCGUUGCAGUUUUGUGAUAUCGGAGUGCUAGAGAACCAAUCGAAACAGGCAGAAUAUAAACAACUUGUUGCUUAUGCUUUUUUCGGUGGUUUCGUUACAUCAGCAAAAACUUUACAGUUAAAAGUGAUGAUUAUUCUAGUUAAGAUAUAAACGAGCUAGUCCAGAGAUCAUCAUUUUAAUGAUGGAAGCAGAUUCCAACACCGGGGAAAGUUUAUCUUGCUCCGACAGCUUAUCUUUUUCAACGUUCCAGUCACACAACCUCGAUACUGUGGUUGAAGAGAAUGAAGAUGCGAGAAAAGCAAGAAAUCUCAAAUCGGAACUACUUGUAGAAGACAGUACAAAAUCUCAGCUAUCAUUCUACUUGGACAGAUUGCUACAACGAUUCAUCCAUCAAUGCCCCGACAAACUUGAAAUUAGCCAGUUUGAUAUACUCUUAAUGGCAAUGUAUUGUAUUUCGUUGGAAACGGGUUUCAUACCCUGGGGCCAUCGAGUCGUCGAGGAAGAUCAGCAAACAUUUCGAGCACGUUAUCCUUCAUUUGAUCGACGAGUUCUUUUCACGUUUUCAACUCUGGUUCCUUCUAACUUCUACAAUCGGACAAGUCGCAGCUACCGGUUGAAUCUUUAUCUUCAAGGGUCAGAGCAUCAGUGUGUAUUAGUAGGGAUAAGAAGCGGUGAUUUUCUUUGUACGACAUUCAGUGUGCCCAAGCGCAUAGACGUAUCAGGACGAAGCAUCCUUUUACCUGUGGCACGAUACGUACCUGUUGUUAAUUUGCCAAAGCUAAACUUAUCUUGUCAAAAUUUAAAAGAACUUUCUGCCAAACUUAAAAAUAACAUUUUUCUUCCAAUCCGUGAUGAACUUUGCAUCGAUGCAAAGAUUAUAAUGUACCCUUCACUGAACGGACUGCCGGAUGAAGUUGUAGCAAUACUGUUGCAAUAUCUCGAUAAAAAGGCCGCUCUUCGAGUGGCGGCUAGCUGCUCUAGGUUAAGAACAUUGGCAUUGCACUAUCGUAGACAGUUGUUUUCUUGAACUGGUCUUAAGGUUUCGGCAAAU
Sabethes cyaneus is the source of this 1348-nucleotide messenger RNA. Its product is annotated as protein nutcracker. The record is from RefSeq and is a predicted model, not a curated record. The coding region runs from base 476 to 1324 and encodes 282 amino acids. Gene Ontology annotation, molecular function: protein binding. The transcript has 2 exons. NCBI's taxonomy places the organism in Eukaryota, Metazoa, Arthropoda, Insecta, Diptera, Culicidae.